UGACUCUGCGCCAGUGUCCGUGGCAGGGAGUUGUCUGGCAAGAGGGAACCGAGGGUGGGAGGAGUGUGCAGCUCCCCUUAUGGUGCACUGUAAAGGCAUCACUCCAGGGAUUGCAGUGGUGGUCCUCUAUGACGAGUCUUGCUAAUGGAAAAACUUCCAGCACUGGUGCAUGUGGCAAGGACGCUCACCUACAAUGGAGUAGACAGGAGCAACACAUUUCGAAGAACACCAGUUACGGACCAGGCUACAGAAUAUCGUCCAUGUUUCUCUCCAAAUCAUCCCCUCCUCCUAGGGGGAAUAAAAUGGCUGCAGUGGAGCUGGCUCAGGGGUCGGUGACCUUUGAGGAGGUGGCUGUGUAUUUCACCAGGGAAGAGGCGGCUCUGCUGGACCCCACUCAAAGAGCCCUCUAUAGGGAUGUCAUGCAGGAGAACUACGAGACGGUGGUCUUGCUGGUAGGGUUUCCAAUUUCCAAACCUGAUGUGAUCUUGCAACUGGAACGAGGGGAAGAACCAUGGGUCCUGGACCUCCAGGGCUCAGAAAAAGAAGUGCUCCCAAGAGCUGUCUUCACAGAGAGUGACCUAUGUCUGGAUUCUUUCUGUCUCCCAUCCGGUGAUGGGAUGGUGAGUGAGAAUGAGGAGGAGAAACCCCAGCAGGAAGAUGCUGUGCAAGUAGUACCACGUGAAACAUUAUCAGGAAGCUCCAAAGGGAAUGUUUCCAGGAGUUGUGAACUCUCAGAAAACACAAAAGCUUGUGAGACUCAGCAGAGGCCAGAGGAAAACUACAGUAGCCACUCAGACCUUCUUACAUGUGACAGAAUCAACUUGGAAGAGAGACGCUAUGCCUGCCAUGAGUGUGGGAAAAGCUUCAGUCGGAGCUCACACCUUCUCAGACAUCAGAGAAUCCAUACAGGGGAGACACCCUACACAUGCUCUGAGUGUGGGAAAAGGUUCAGUCAGAGCUCUGCCCUGAGUGCACACAGGAGAAUCCACACAGGUGAGAAACCAUAUGGAUGCACUGAGUGUGGGAAAAGCUUCAGUCGGAGCUCACAGCUUAUCACACAUCGUAGAAUACACACUGGAGAGAUGCCCUACACGUGCUCCGAGUGUCAGAAAAGUUUCAGUUGGAGCACACAUCUUAUCAGACACCAGAGAAUCCACACAGGGGAGACUCCCUACACAUGCUCUGAGUGUGGAAAAAGCUUCAAUCAGAGCUCUGCCCUGAGUACACAUAGGAGAAUCCACACAGGUGAGAAACCGUAUGGAUGCUCUGAGUGCGGGAAAAGCUUCAAUCAGAGCUCUGCCCUGAGUACACAUAGAAGAAUCCACACAGAUCAGAAACUGUAUGGAUGCUCUGAGUGUGGGAGAAGCUUCAAUCACAGCUCUGCCCUGAUCACACAUCAGAAAAUCCACACAGGGGAGAAGCCCUACACAUGCUGUGAGUGUGGGAAAAGAGUCAGUUGGAGCUCACACCUUAUCAGACACCAGAGAAUCCACACAGGAGAGACGCCCUACACAUGCUCUGAGUGCGGAAAAAGCUUCAGUCAGAGCUCUGCCCUGAGCACACAUAGGAGAAUCCACACAGGAGAGAAACUCUAUAUAUGCUCUGAGUGCGGGAAAAGCUUCAAUCAGAGCUCAAACCUUAUUAGACAUCACAAAAUCCACAUGAGUGAACUGUUAUAAAUUCUUUGACAAGAGCUGGCCAAAGUUUUUUUUUGUUUUUUGGUUUUUUUUAAUCACAUUUGCUAAUUCCCACAUAGUGAUUUUUGCACCAUCUUCACCGUGGUGUCUCAGCUCCCCCAGAUGAGUUGCCUGCUUCUGCCUUUUGCAGCUCUCCCUUCUUUGGGGUCAAUCCUCUGAUUUUUUUCUCUCAACUCCUUUCCUUUUGAGUCGUUGGAGUGUGUGUCCCUCCAGCCAGGAAUGUUCAUCCGCUCCAGGUGGGGGGAGAGAGGUUUAAUCCCAGCAAGCUACAUUGAGGCAAAAACUACCUGUUCCAUACAUCCACUAGGACUGUGCAUGACGUUGGCUGCUCAAGAUCUUGGAGUAAAAAGACAAUUACAAUUGUAGUGCAGAUGCAGCCCAGGUGUAGUGGUUGGCAUUAGCUUUCCCCUUGACCUAACCUAAACUCCAUCCCUUUCUCUAGUCUUAACAACCCUGAGUAUCACGGUUAUAUUGUUCCCUCAUUUCAAAGUAAUUGUUAGUCAUCAGGUUCCCCCUUCGGGAACAAAUUGUUUCAUUCCCAGUUGCUCUGAUGUUUCUUGAGGUUGUACUGAAGAGCAGAUAUUUUUGCUACCAUUUUCCUCACUUAAAAUAUAUUGAACAAUAAGAAAGAGCAGGAACAGGGCAGGGAUAGGAAAAAAGAUCAUUUCACCCUCUGUAAUAACAGAAGAAGAUAGGGUAAGUCAGAGGGAUUCCCUUAUUCCCCAUCACCAUCCCAAUCCCCCUGUUGUUCAAUUGGUUAGGUCAGUCUUUUUUUCUAAAGGGCUGGGAACAGGAUUCCCUAGUAAAUGACUUGGAACUAAGUAAAAUACCCAUGCAUUUGGCUCCCAAAGCAAUUCUGGCCCAGACCCUGCAAGAGGUCGCUCCUGAAGAUAGCUCCUUCCUAAUCAGCUGCAUGUUGCCUGUUAUUUGAGAAAUACAGUCCCUUUCUAGGUAGAAAUGGGGAAAAUGAAAGUGACGUUUCUGUUCAGCUCACCCCUGGGAGAUGCUGCAAAUGUGUAGAAAAUGAAAUCCAUGUUGAAUGUGAUAUAGCUGCAGAAAGAUACCUAUUCUUAAUAGACACCUGCCUUUUGGUGUCUUACAGGGAUUCUAAGCAUACCUGAAUUUAGUUCCUAUUUUAAAUCUGUGCCACCAGAUUAAAGACAUAAAAGGGCAUAUUUGGGGGAGUUGUACCUCACUAUCGCUACUGAUCUGUUGUGUGGUUGGUGAAGAAUUUUACUCCAGAGGAGUGUAAAAUUACUCCAAGUAAGGUCAAAGAUUUGACAAGACCUCAGGUAGAAAUUGCAGGUAAUGGAGGUUGAUUUUCACCCCAGAGAUGGAAGCUACGGUGACCUAUGGCCCAGGUAAACUAUUUUUAGAAUGCUGCUCCCUAGUUAAGUGGCAUUGAUCACACUCCUAAAGGAUGCCAUGAUUAAAUUGGGAACAACUGUCUUUUACCAUCUGGCUCCAAAGUUAGGUGAAGUUAGAGAGAAACAGCUGAUUCCUUCAGAGCCAUUCCAUGCCUAUGGGUCCCAGUCUGGCUGCCUUGUUGGACAAGACGCACUUCCAUGCUGGGCAAAUGAUGGUAGCCAAUGGGGGAAUGUAUCAGAUUCCAAGUUUAGACUUCAGGAUACAUGAAUGCUGAGUCCAGAGUCUGUGGUUUGAUCUCUUAGGGCAGGUCUACACUACCCACCAGAUCAGCGGGUAGUGAUCGAUCUAUCAGGGGUCAAUUUAUCAUAUCUAGUCUAGAUGUUAUAAAUCAGUCCCUGAGCUCUCUCCCAUUGACUCUGGUACUCCAGCACCGCGAGAGGCGCAAGCGGAGUCAACAAGGGAGCAGCAGCAGUCGACUCAGCACUGUGAAGAUGCCAAGAUAAGUCGACCUAAAUACAUCGACUUCAGCUGUGCUAUUCCGUAGAUGAAGUUGCCUAUCUUAGAUUGAUCCCCCCUCCUAGUGUAGACCUGUGCUUAGUUUUGCUCUUGAGUCUAAUGCAUUUGUAUCACUUCUCCUCCUCCUGCUUCUUUGAAAGAUUAGAAAGUGUGAAAAUAGAGCACAGGUGCUCUACUUGCUCAGCAUCUUGCUGCUGGGGUUUCCCCUUCUCAUUUUCACUUACCAUCCGAACACCUGAUGGCAGACAGAGAGAAUGAGACAUAGGUCACUCCCUCCACCUGAGAGAAAGGAAAUCUAUGCCAUUACCUGGUUCGUAAGCUGCAGCUACAGUUCCUGCUCCAGGUGAAUCCAAAGCCCGAGAGGUGCAGAGAUCCAACCCCUUAUUAUCUUAGAAACACUUUAUUCCUUUUUCUAUUUUUUAUCUGUUUCUUUUUAUGAACUUGGAGACCUCCCAGCCUUUCUAUUAGAUUGGGGUGUAACAGUGCGGCUUGGUGAGGGUGUGAACACCUCUGAAAUCUACAACAGGAAGAUGUUAGGAAGAAUAGUUCCCCAAAUCUUAUUUGCCUUAAAACUCUGCCCCAUGAAAUGACUCAACACAUGCUCCUCACCUAUGGAAGCAUUGCAAGGAAUUGAGCGGUCAGAUAUGUAUUGUUCAGCGAGACCAGUUUGAACUUCUUUUACUAAUGUCUCUCUAAGGUCUGUAUGUGUUCUGGGGCAAGAGGGCGAGGAGAAGUAUUAGCUACACAAUAAUGAAAUCUAAGGAGAAAACUGUAAUUAGCUUUGAGAUUGUGGGCUAAAUGUAAGCAAUAAUUUGAUUUCGGCAAUGAAAUAUUCAGCUAGGUAAAUCUGUGUUGCACUGCCUGGGUAAAAAACUCUGAUCAGGUUUUCUGCAUCACUAAAUGUGCACCUGCCUUCUUGGGUUGCUCUUUUAAAAUUUCUAGGGGUUGAUUUUCUGCUGCAUUAAUCUGAUGGUUGGACUAAAUAGAUGACUUGAUUCCAUCACAAUAUCCUUGUUAACUCAUUGAUUUACUGAUAUGACCUGAACUUUAUCACUGUAUUGUUUAACCCUUAGCUGAGUGGUGUCUAUAGUCAUUUAGCCUUAGUGACGUGCUCUUGGAUUUAGUUGUUCAUGUUAAUAAACAUUUAAAUGGGAUACUGA
Molecule: messenger RNA, 4741 nt
Organism: Gopherus flavomarginatus (Mexican gopher tortoise)
Lineage: Eukaryota; Metazoa; Chordata; Testudines; Testudinidae
Product: zinc finger protein 501-like
Exons: 6
Coding region: 129-1679 (516 amino acids)
Biological process (GO): negative regulation of transcription by RNA polymerase II
Cellular component (GO): transcription regulator complex; PcG protein complex; nucleus
Molecular function (GO): DNA-binding transcription repressor activity, RNA polymerase II-specific; RNA polymerase II cis-regulatory region sequence-specific DNA binding
Source: RefSeq, a predicted model, not a curated record